This is a messenger RNA of Suncus etruscus (white-toothed pygmy shrew), 1670 nucleotides long. RefSeq names its product free fatty acid receptor 4 (gene FFAR4). Gene Ontology annotation, molecular function: G protein-coupled receptor activity. Bases 1 to 1617 code for a protein of 538 amino acids. The transcript is spliced from 5 exons. NCBI's taxonomy places the organism in Eukaryota, Metazoa, Chordata, Mammalia, Eulipotyphla, Soricidae. Gene Ontology annotation, biological process: G protein-coupled receptor signaling pathway. The record is from RefSeq and is a predicted model, not a curated record. Gene Ontology annotation, cellular component: plasma membrane.
AUGGUCUCCUGGGAACUUGAAGACUCUCUGCGAAGUCAAACUUGGAUUGCUGAAGGUGCUUUGGUGCUCAUGCUUGCGUCAUUCCCUGCCUGUCUUCACAGAUUUUGGGCAGAGCUGAUGCCUUCGUGUAGUACGUGCCUGCCCAUGUGUGCUGAUGGACCGCUGCCCUUACCAGGCCAGCAUGAGCACCACAACAAAAAACUGGUGAAAACUCUGCUGGCAAGUGGCUGGCACAGUGGACACACUCUGGGUUCCUGCUGUGCUGGUGGUCCAGUCCUGGGUAUUUCCAGCUGCUGUCGCCAAGCACUUACUUCCUCGUUCCCGCGCGCCCUGGACUCAGCUCACCGCGCCAAGAGCCCAGAGCCCAGACGGAGCCCAAGAGCCGGGGCUGCUCUGGCGGCGACCGACAGGGGGUCACAGGGGAGAUGUCGCAAGCGCUUCCCUCCCUCUUUCUCCGCCUUGGAUCUCAGUCAACUCCCCGCCGGGUGCGCUCGCAGAGGGCCGCGGGCCUCCGGGGCGCUGGGCAUGUUCCUUGAGAGCGCACAGCAGGCAGCGGGCCCCGGGUCCCCGCACAGCCCGGAGCGGGACGACAACCGCACCCGCUUCCCCUUCUUCUCCGACGUCAAGGGCGACCACCGGCUGGCGCUGAGCGCCCUGGAGACGGUGGUGCUGGCGCUCAUCUUCGCGGUGUCCGUGCUGGGCAACCUGUGCGCCCUGGUGCUGGUGGCGCGCCGACGGCGCCGGGGCACCACGGCCUGCCUGGUGCUCAACCUCUUCUGCGCCGACCUGCUCUUCGCCAGCGCCAUCCCGCCCGUGCUGGUGGUGCGCUGGACCGAGGCCUGGCUGCUGGGGCCGGUGGCCUGCCACCUGCUCUUCUACGUGAUGAGCCUGAGCGGCAGCGUCACCAUCCUCACGCUGGCGGCCGUCAGCUUGGAGCGCAUGGUGUGCAUCGUGCGCCUGCAGCGGGGCGCGCGGGGGACCGGCCGGCGGGUGCGCACCGCGCUGCUCGCGCUCAUCUGGGGCUACUCGGCGGUGGCCGCGCUGCCGCUCUGCGUCUUCUUCCAUGUGGUGCAGCAGCGGCUCCCCGGAGCCGACCAGGAGAUUCCAAUUUGCACACUGAUUUGGCCCAGCAUUGCUGGAGAAAUCUCUUGGGAUAUACUAUUUGUUACUGUGAACUUUUUGGUGCCGGGAUUACUCAUUGUGACUGGUUACUCCAAAAUUUUACAGAUUACUAAGGAGUCAAGGAAAAGAUUAACAGUGAGCAUGGCAUAUUCGGAAAGCCACCAGAUCCGAGUGUCCCAGCAGGACUUCAGGCUCUUCCGCACCCUCUUUCUGCUCAUGAUCUCCUUCUUCAUCAUGUGGAGCCCCAUCAUUAUCACCAUCCUCCUCAUACUGGUGCAGAAUUUCAAGCAAGACCUAGUCAUCUGGCCAUCACUCUUCUUCUGGGUGGUGGCCUUCACCUUCACCAACUCGGCCCUAAAUCCUAUUCUAUAUAACAUGUCGCUGUUCAGGAAUGAAUGGAGGAAAAUUUUUCACUGCUUCUUCUUCUCAGAAAAGGGAGCCAUGUUUACAGACACUUCUGUCCGAAGAAAUGAUUUGUCUAUUAUUUCCAACUAGUUUAUUUUUAUCUCAAAGAAGAACUUGUCAUUUUUUGGCAAACCCUGGAAUAU